Messenger RNA from Colias croceus (clouded yellow), 1929 nucleotides. RefSeq names its product protein glass-like. Bases 239 to 1687 code for a protein of 482 amino acids. The transcript has 10 exons. NCBI's taxonomy places the organism in Eukaryota, Metazoa, Arthropoda, Insecta, Lepidoptera, Pieridae. Gene Ontology annotation, molecular function: DNA-binding transcription factor activity, RNA polymerase II-specific; RNA polymerase II cis-regulatory region sequence-specific DNA binding. Gene Ontology annotation, biological process: regulation of transcription by RNA polymerase II. Gene Ontology annotation, cellular component: nucleus. The record is from RefSeq and is a predicted model, not a curated record.
CUCUUGACAAAUACAAAUUGAUUUUUUAAUGCCGAUACUAAAGUUGCCAUGGCGCAUGCUUUUAGCGGUACGGUUAAUUUAAUUAGUGCUAGUGAAUGUUUAGUGUUACAGUGAUUUUGUGAUGUGUUUUAAAUAUUGUGUCGCUUUUGGAUUACUAUGGAUUAGUUUUCUGAGACAUGGCAGCCCGUGACUACAAGCGCCGGAGAGACCCGCCCUCCGUCCGCGCAUAGGCGGAGCCAUGGACUGCUAUGUGCCCAACAACCCGCAGUUCGGGGAGUGCUGCGAGCCCUCCCUGUGCUGCGAUCCUCUGCAGCCGUGCACCUGCGACCAGCUGAGGGAGUUCCCUGAUCAGUGCUGUCAGCAGGAGCAAGAAAACUGCUGUCCCGAAAAUGGUGAAGAGCUAAACGCGCUCAGCGACUCCAUAGCUCCCUGCGAUGUCAACCUUGGCGAUGUGAACGAGCCGGGCUGGCCCGCGGAGGACAUGGGCUCCUUCUCCCUUCCCUCGUUGGAGUUGGACCCGCUGCCUUCGCUGUUCCCAUUCUCGCCAUGCCCGGGGUAUAACAGGAACAACACCGGUGAAUGCCGGGAACGCGGCGGGGAGGCAGCCGACGUCCUCCUCUCGUUGAAGCACGCGGUCGUCCACGGCGACUGCUCGGAGGGCGUUCACCCACAGAUGAUGGUGAACAGCGGCAGCGGGUAUCCGUACUACGAGCACUAUGGAGGUGCCCCCAUUUUCCCCACCAUGAGCGUCAAUGUCUCCAUGAACAUGACCAUGCACGGCUGCCAACCAGAUCAGUUGUGUUCACAGGUACAAUGGAACCAGAACACAGCCGCGCCCUCCGUGAAUGUCGUGUACCCGCCAGCUCAAAACGUGAUCCCCACAUCCUACCCAUCAGCCACCUACUCCUUCACCGCUGACUUCCGACCUCCCAACCAAUCAGACCCGUUAAUAACAGCCACAUCUACCUUCAAACCUAUACAAAUACAAAAUGCGCAGAAAAGUAAUCCCAACUACGCAAUAUUCCAGCAGAAGCCAAGUUUUUCAGCACAGAAAUCUUUAGGUACUGUUUUAAAGAGGUCCCCCGGGAAGAUGUAUUCGCAAGAAGGUCAGAAGGACAUGCAGAACGGGUAUCUAUUAAACCACCAGGGGCAGAUGCAUCAGCAGGAGUAUGGGUAUACCUCGUGUUUGAAUGGGUCGGGGAAAGUUCAGGUCGGUGCGCUCAGCGGUUCUGACGAAGACGAACAAAAGCCCAACCUCUGCAGGAUCUGCGGUAAAACCUACGCCCGACCUAGCACCCUGAAGACACACCUCCGUACACAUUCUGGUGAACGGCCGUAUAGAUGUGCUGAUUGUAACAAGAGCUUCUCACAAGCUGCUAACCUUACAGCCCAUGUACGGACGCAUACUGGCCAGAAACCUUUUCGGUGUCCUAUUUGCGAUCGAAGGUUUAGCCAAAGCUCCAGUGUCACUACUCACAUGAGGACGCAUUCCGGUGAACGACCUUAUCAGUGCAGAUCAUGUAAGAAAGCGUUCUCAGAUAGCUCGACGCUGACGAAGCAUCUUCGAAUCCACUCAGGGGAAAAACCUUACCAGUGCAAAUUAUGUUUACUCAGAUUCUCCCAAUCCGGCAAUUUAAACAGGCAUAUGCGAGUGCAUGGCAACAUGUCUGGCGGCAUGCUCGGCUGACACAUGCAUUGCUGCACAAUGCAUGCAUGCAGGCUAAAUAUUUAGGAAUUCCUCUUAAAAUUGUGCCAAAUUCAGUGUAAUAUCGGCGAUAUGUGCAAAAGUAUGGCUUUGAAGAAGCGAGUUCAUUUCUAAAUGACUUUUAAAGUGACGUGUCAUAGACUAUAAAAGCUAUCAUUGCUAUCAUUCAUCGGUGUACGGUGGGUGUACGCCUUGUGUACGCUAUUUUUGUGGAAAAAGACGUU